This is a messenger RNA of Brassica napus (rape), 1152 nucleotides long. RefSeq lists its product as uncharacterized. The record is from RefSeq and is a predicted model, not a curated record. The transcript has a single exon. Gene Ontology annotation, molecular function: nucleic acid binding; RNA-DNA hybrid ribonuclease activity. The coding region runs from base 1 to 1152 and encodes 383 amino acids. Lineage: Eukaryota; Viridiplantae; Streptophyta; Magnoliopsida; Brassicales; Brassicaceae.
AUGGUAACGGCUCUAUUCCAGGAGGGAACUCAAAACUGGGAUGUGGAAAAGGUAGAGCGACUACUACCGGAGCUGGGAAAAUCAAUCAUGAGUAUAAAAACAAGCAGACAAGGAGGCCCAGACCAAAGAAUAUGGCUCAGGACUCCAGCAGGUGAGUAUACAGCCAAAACAGGGUAUGUAGCAGCUCUAGAAAGAAGAGCGUCGAAUCCAACAACACAAAGAGAGAUGGGCGUUAACAGUAGAUGGAUCGAGGACAUUUGGAAACUGAAUAUCCCACCAAAGAUAAAGCUCCUGUUAUGGAAGGCUUCUCAUAAUGCCCUCCCUGUAAGUGAAAGACUUGCGGUUAGACAGAUCAUCCCAAACCCGAAAUGUAUCAACUGCGAGGAAGCGGAAACUGUGAUUCACAUGGUCUUCCUCUGCCCAACAGCAAGGGAGGUUUGGAGAAAUUUUCAGAGUAAGGUGGAAAUAAACCUUGAUAAUGUGACAAAUUUUGCGGAGGGAUGGAGACGUGUUAAGCGCACUAUCUGCCUCCCUCCCACCGGAGUUCUCUCUGAAAAUUUGGCAGCUUGGACGGUCUGGAGCAUCUGGCUAGCAAGGAAUCAACGCAUAUUCAGAGAGGAAAAUACAUGUUCCCAUGAAGUGAUGAAUAGAGCUAUUCGUUUGGCGAGAGAGUGGCACCAAGCUCAACCGUUAGCGGAACAAGGUGUAAAAAGGAACAGUUCUGGUUGGGAAGGACCAAGAAACGAGAUUAUCUGUAGGUCAGAUGCGGCGUGGAGCAGGGAAGGGCACCAGGCGGGUGUGGCGUGGGAGUUUGUAGGCAUUGGGAAGGAACACCUCUGUUCAGGGUCCCAAACUUUUGCAAAUGUUAAAUCACCCCUUGUGGCAGAGGGGUUGGCGUUACUGGCAGUGAUGGAGGCAGCGAUUUCGUUGGAUUUCAAACAAAUCACUUUCGAGUCUGAUUCAAGUAAACUGAUGACGGCAAUCAAGGAUGGCUCAAAUGUUUCAGAUUUGCACGGAAUCCUCAGCGACAUCAACUGUCUAUCUUUAGCUUUCGUUUCAGUUUCCUUUUAUUGGGUCAGUAGAUCCUUGGUUUCUAACGUGGAUGGCAUAGCCAAACAGGUGUUAAGAAACCUUGUAAUGAACCCAGUUUAA